CUCCGGUGGCGGAGUGAUGCGGCAGCAGCAGCAGCAGGCGAAGGCGCGGAGGGAUACCAGGUUCUGAAGUGGCAGCACUGCGGCCGCUUAGUUCUCCUGCUCUUUCACCGCAGCUGUCAGAGAGCAACGGAAGGAAGCGCUCCCGCGUGAUGCUCCGCUUGAGACCAGGACAUUUGAUUUGAAAGACGUCACAAGCUGCGGCCGAACACUUUCCCAAGGCAGCGUCGUUUUGGUAUAAUUUACCUGGAGGGGUGACACCUCUCAAGCCGUGCAUCACCUGAGAGGAGAACAAGAGCGACUGCGCCAACAUGGGGUACGGACAGUCAGACAGUUACCGCGUUGCCACCACACAGGACAAAGAUGACCGAUCCCCCAAGAAGAAGAAGGGGGGCACCAAAGACAUGGACGACCUGAAGAAGGAGGUGCCUAUUACGGAACACAAGAUGUCUGUGGAGGAAGUGAGCCGAAAAUUUCAGACCGACAUCGUCCAGGGGCUGACCAACGCCAGGGCUGCAGAGUUUCUGCUGAGGGAUGGUCCAAACGCUCUCACCCCUCCCCCCACCACUCCAGAGUGGGUCAAGUUCUGUCGUCAGCUGUUUGGUGGCUUCUCCGUCUUGUUGUGGACCGGCGCCAUCCUCUGCUUCCUGGCCUACGCCAUUCAGGCCGCCACGGAAGACGAUCCCGCUGGAGACAACUUGUACCUGGGAAUCGUCCUCACCGCCGUCGUCGUCAUCACCGGCUGCUUCUCCUACUUCCAAGAAGCCAAGAGUUCCAAAAUCAUGGAGUCCUUCAAGAACAUGGUUCCUCAGAAAGCCCUGGUGAUCCGUGAAGGUGAGAAGGUCCAGAUCAACGCUGAGGAGGUGGUGGCCGGUGAUCUGAUUGAAGUGAAGGGCGGAGACAGGAUUCCCGCCGACAUCAGGGUGGUGUCAGCUCACGGCUGCAAGGUGGACAACUCCUCCCUGACCGGGGAGUCUGAACCCCAGAGCAGGUCACCUGACUGUACCCACGACAACCCCCUGGAGACCAGGAACGUCGCCUUCUUCUCCACCAACUGUGUUGAAGGUACCGCACGUGGCAUCGUCAUCUGCACCGGAGACCGCACCGUCAUGGGCCGCAUCGCCACUCUGACCUCAGGGCUGGAGACGGGCAAGACCCCCAUCGCCAAGGAGAUCGAGCACUUCAUCCACAUCAUCACGGGAGUGGCCGUCUUCCUGGGCAUCACCUUCUUCGUCCUGGCCCUGGUCCUGGGCUACAGCUGGCUGGAGGCCGUCAUCUUCCUCAUCGGCAUCAUCGUGGCCAACGUGCCUGAGGGGCUGCUGGCCACUGUCACUGUGUGUCUGACCCUGACCGCCAAACGUAUGGCCAAGAAGAACUGUCUGGUGAAGAACCUGGAAGCUGUGGAAACCCUGGGCUCCACCUCCACCAUCUGCUCCGACAAGACGGGCACCCUGACCCAGAACAGGAUGACCGUGGCCCACAUGUGGUUUGACAACCAGAUCCUCGAGGCCGACACCACCGAGGACCAGUCUGGUGCUGCGUUCGACAAGACGUCGGUGACGUGGCUGUCCCUGGCACGCGUGGCCGCUCUGUGCAACCGCGCGCAGUUCAAAGCUGGACAGGACUCCGUGACCAUCCUGAAGCGUGACGUCGCCGGCGACGCCUCAGAGUCGGCGCUGUUGAAGUGCAUCGAGCUGAGCUGCGGCUCGGUCCGAAUGAUGAGGGACAGGAACAAGAAGGUGGCUGAGAUCCCCUUCAACUCCACCAACAAGUACCAGCUCUCAGUGCACGAGACCGAGGACCCCAACGACAACCGUUACCUGCUGGUGAUGAAGGGCGCUCCGGAGAGGAUCCUGGAACGCUGCUCCACCAUCCUGCUGCAGGGCAAGGAGCAGCCAAUGGACGAAGAGCUGAAGGAUUCGUUCCAGAACGCUUACAUGGAACUGGGAGGACUGGGAGAGAGAGUACUGGGUUUCUGCCACCUGAUGCUUCCAGAGGAUCAGUAUCCAAAGGGUUUCGCCUUUGACACAGAUGACGUCAACUUCCAGACGGACAACCUGUGUUUCGUGGGACUCAUGUCCAUGAUCGACCCACCCCGCGCCGCCGUGCCCGACGCCGUGGGCAAAUGUCGAUCAGCUGGAAUCAAGGUCAUCAUGGUCACAGGAGAUCAUCCAAUCACUGCCAAGGCCAUCGCAAAGGGCGUGGGCAUCAUCUCAGAAGGCAAUGAAACGGUGGAGGACAUCGCAGCUCGUCUCAAUAUACCUGUCAGUCAGGUGAACCCCAGGGACGCCAAGGCCUGUGUGAUCCACGGUACCGACCUGAAAGAUCUGUCCCAGGAUCAGAUGGACGACAUCCUGAGGAAUCACACUGAGAUUGUGUUUGCCAGAACCUCCCCACAACAGAAACUCAUCAUUGUGGAGGGAUGUCAGAGACAGGGCGCCAUCGUGGCCGUGACAGGUGACGGUGUGAACGACUCUCCUGCCCUGAAAAAAGCCGACAUCGGUGUUGCCAUGGGGAUCUCAGGCUCCGACGUGUCCAAACAGGCGGCCGACAUGAUCCUGCUGGACGACAACUUCGCCUCCAUCGUCACAGGAGUGGAAGAAGGUCGUCUGAUCUUCGACAACCUGAAGAAGUCCAUCGCCUACACACUGACCAGCAACAUUCCAGAAAUCACACCCUUCCUCUUCUUCAUCAUCGCCAACAUCCCUCUGCCGCUGGGAACCAUCACCAUCCUCUGCAUCGACCUGGGCACUGACAUGGUUCCUGCCAUCUCUCUGGCCUACGAAGCAGCUGAGAGUGACAUCAUGAAGCGUCAGCCCAGGAACCCCUUCAGAGACAAGCUGGUCAACGAGAGGCUCAUCAGCAUCGCCUACGGACAGAUUGGGAUGAUCCAGGCUCUGGGAGGAUUCUUCGCCUACUUUGUCAUCCUGGCUGAGAACGGUUUCCUGCCCUCCUACCUCGUGGGCCUCAGGCUGAACUGGGACGACCGCUCGCUCAACGACCUAGAAGACAGCUACGGACAAGAAUGGACGUACGAGCAGAGGAAGAUCGUGGAGUUCACCUGUCACACGGCGUUCUUCGUCAGCAUCGUGGUGGUGCAGUGGGCCGACGUCAUCAUCUGUAAGACCAGACGGAACUCUGUGUUCCAGCAGGGCAUGAAGAACAAAAUCCUGAUCUUCGGCCUGUUUGAGGAGACCGCUCUGGCCGCCUUCCUGUCCUACUGUCCAGGGAUGGACGUGGCCCUCAGGAUGUACCCUCUAAAGNNNCCCUGGUGGUUCUGUGCAUUCCCGUACAGUUUUCUCAUCUUUGUUUACGAUGAAGUUCGAAAACUCAUCCUGCGUCGGAACCCUGGAGGUUGGGUGGAGAGGGAGACCUACUAUUGAUCAACAGAGCAUCAGCGCUCAAUCCCCCCUUAUCUCCCUCUUACCCCCCCACCCUCCUCCCCCCUCAUCGCUCCACCCCUGGAUGUCCUGCCUCCUUAAAGACAAAAAAAAGCUUUGAAGCAAUUUUCAUCACAACCGCC
Molecule: messenger RNA, 3520 nt
Organism: Cynoglossus semilaevis (tongue sole)
Lineage: Eukaryota; Metazoa; Chordata; Actinopteri; Pleuronectiformes; Cynoglossidae
Gene: atp1a3b
Product: ATPase Na+/K+ transporting subunit alpha 3b
Exons: 23
Coding region: 309-3380 (1023 amino acids)
Biological process (GO): intracellular sodium ion homeostasis; potassium ion import across plasma membrane; sodium ion export across plasma membrane
Cellular component (GO): plasma membrane
Molecular function (GO): ATP binding; P-type sodium:potassium-exchanging transporter activity; ATP hydrolysis activity
Source: RefSeq, a predicted model, not a curated record